Bursaphelenchus xylophilus (pine wood nematode) is the source of this 743-nucleotide messenger RNA. Lineage: Eukaryota; Metazoa; Nematoda; Chromadorea; Rhabditida; Aphelenchoididae. The record is from the annotation of a GenBank genome assembly.
AUGACUAAUUUAAAAUUAGGGGCCGAAGUCUGUGAAUUGGAUUCCCGAUCCGAGGAGACCACGAUCAUCUCGUUGGAGGAUUCGGGGAUUUAUGAUUUUGGACAGAUGAAUGCGGUGGUUAUUGAAGCCGAGGAAAGUCAACGGGUAAUUUCUUAAUAUUUCCUUUUAUUUUGCCUUUUAAAAAGUCAAAGACGCGUUAUCCACCGACGAAGUUUCGGAAAGAAAAUUGCCGAGAUUUUUGUCAACUUCGAUCUUCGAGGCAAAUGAUCGAAAUUUUCUGCAAGGCAGGAUACUAAUACAGAACCUAUGGACGACGAGUUUUGCAUAGCUCAUAGAUUCGGCAAAGAUUUUUUGGCAUUUAGAGAAAGCUUCCAUUAAAAUUUUUGGAAAAUUUAGAAUAAUAAUUCAAUCAUUUCCAUCGAUUAGCUAGUAAUUUCUAACCGCAAGGAUUGCCGGUUCUGUAACGUUGAAAGUUCUUGUUUUAGGAACCCUCAUUGUCGAAAUCCUUUGCCGACGAUGUUUUCCUCUCUCCAGAUUCCAAGUACUGCAAGUUGGAGGUCCGUUUAUUUGACCGGUUGCCUCAGGACACUCUUCAGAAGUUCCGCAGAUGUGGAUCAAUUCUUUGUGUUCUUCUUUAUCUGAUUCUUAUGAUUUAUUUAUUGUUGUUUGGGGAGAUGGCAUUCUUUUUAUUUUCCUUCUUCAUUGCGGCAAUUUGUGUAGCCGGGUACUUGUCCAUUCAUUAA